AUGGCUUGCUCUUCCUCCAAGCAACAGACUUCUGGCACCUUUUGUCAACGUUCUGUAAAAGAUUCCAAGCUAGAUAAUAAUAAAGCUAUUGAAUUACGGAUAGUGAAAACCCCCUUCAAAUUUCCCAUUCAAUACGCUACUACGCAUCCCGACUUGAGUGAUCUCGCAGCCCUUCUCUAUCAAAGGGGACGCCUCAAGAAGCUCAGUCUUGAUGAGGACGAUCUCGUGUUCUUUGGCAGUUACAAUCACACAAACUAUCACGACAUUGAGGAAGAUGAUGAUGAGCCCCUUCGCCGCGAUAUUUUUCUGUCCGAUUUGGAGACUUCUGCCGCCGAUCCACUCAUCGUUCGUUUCCCGCGAUCGAAACACGCAGUUGUUGCCAAUCUUGAGGUCCCAGUCUCUUCCAAGAAACACAAAUUCACUAUGCCUCAUUCCACUGGCACUUGGUUCAUGCUACUUGAAGAUACGCGCCAGAAUUGGAAGAUCACUUCAAAGACAAGGAGACAGAUCUGA
This is a messenger RNA of Paraglomus occultum, 513 nucleotides long. The record is from the annotation of a GenBank genome assembly. Lineage: Eukaryota; Fungi; Glomeromycota; Glomeromycetes; Paraglomerales; Paraglomeraceae.